Molecule: messenger RNA, 951 nt
Organism: Chenopodium quinoa (quinoa)
Lineage: Eukaryota; Viridiplantae; Streptophyta; Magnoliopsida; Caryophyllales; Amaranthaceae
Exons: 5
Coding region: 1-951 (316 amino acids)
Biological process (GO): DNA integration
Molecular function (GO): nucleic acid binding
Source: RefSeq, a predicted model, not a curated record
AUGGAUGAUAUUUGUGAAGAAAGCUUACAACAUGUUCUUGCAAUGGAUCCCUUGGAGGAAGUUCUUUGUGGGGAUUUGUCUGCAGGUGAUGCAACUAUUUGGAACAACGAGGUGGAUGCCAUAGAAGAGCUUGAUCCUAAAGAGACUAUGAAGGAACUAUACCUUAUGAUCAUUAGUACUGCACUUGAUUACCCACAUACUUCCCAACUUCUAGAGGUGGUUCCUAAAAAGGAUAGGAUAACUAUGAUUAAAAAUGAUAAAAAUGAAUUGAUUCCUACUAGAACUGGUACAGGGUGGCGUAUGUGCAUUGAUUAUCGUAAAUUAAAUGUCGCAACUAAAACGGAGCACUUCCCCCUCUUUUUUAUUGAUCAAAUGCUUGAGAGGCUAAAGCAGGGUGUUGAUUACAUGGGACCGUUCCCUUCUUCAAGAGAGAAUCGCUAUAUACUUGUCGCCGUUGAUUAUGUAUCAAAGUGGGUUGAAGCCAUUGCCACUCCUACCAAUGAUGCCAAAGUUGUCCAUAGGCUUUUUAAGAAAACCAUCUUUUCAAGAUUUGGAGUGCUUAGAGCUAUAAUCAGUGAUGGAGGAUCUCACUUUCAUGAGAGGACAUUAGAUACCUUCCUAAAAAAGUAUGGUGUAUACCAUAGGAUAGAUUUAUCCUACCAUCCCCAAAUGAGUGACCAAGUUAAAGUUUCCAGUCGUGAGAUCAAGGCCAUUCUAGAGAAGCUGGUAGCAAAGUUAAGGAAAGAUUGGAGUGAUAAAUUGGAUGACACCCUUUGGGCGUACAGAACUGCAUUUAUGACUUCGAUUGGUACUACUUCCUAUAGAAUUGUGUAUGGUAAAGCAUGUCACCUCUCGGAGGAAUUGGAAUACAAGGCAUAUUGCGCUAUUAAGGAACUCAAUUUAGAUGAUAAGCUAGCGGGAGAGAAGAGGCCACUUAACUUAAUCAACUAG